Molecule: messenger RNA, 2349 nt
Organism: Drosophila eugracilis
Lineage: Eukaryota; Metazoa; Arthropoda; Insecta; Diptera; Drosophilidae
Product: membrane metallo-endopeptidase-like 1
Exons: 1
Coding region: 303-2261 (652 amino acids)
Biological process (GO): protein processing
Cellular component (GO): plasma membrane
Molecular function (GO): metalloendopeptidase activity
Source: RefSeq, a predicted model, not a curated record
AUAGCAACAUUAGAAGACGUGAGUGAGUUCAGAAUUGACAUAAAAUGAAAACAGCGUGAGUCUAGAUUUUUGUUGAAUGUUAUCAGGGGGAUCGCGCUGCAAAUGCUUACACAUCGAUAACCACUUAAAAUCGCGAGCUCGUCGGGUUACAAUAUUCAGCUACCUUCUCUUUUGAAAUGUUCGUAUACGACUAUAAGGAAAAAAAAGAAAUUUUUAAAUUACUAGACUGCAGGUGCAGCUUAUGAAACCCGCAGAAACAAAACAGACUUACCGAAAGUAAGUGCAAAUAACUCCCUAUAAAAAUGAUUCGAAAUCCGUGGACUGCCCUUAUUCUGUGCUGCACUGCCGUGUAUGGUUCGAGUGUUCCGAUUAAUGCAAAUAUUAUUGACCAAAGUUGUCCGUACUCUAGCCAAUGCAAUUCAGCGAUCAAUGAACAGCACAUAGAUACGCUAAUGACUUAUGUCGACAGCGAGAAGAAUCCAUGCAAUGACUUCUAUGCCUAUGCCUGCGGUAAAUGGCGGGAAAAACAUGGAACCCAGUCAACGGCCACGGCAAUAAGCGAAAGUCAAAUCAACGGUCAGUAUGAGGACUUAUUUACCUACUUGCUUAGUAAUCUAAGUAGCCCAGAGCACUUAUACCCCAUGUACGGGAAGGUGCUGACCCACUAUCAGAAUUGCACAGCCUUGGACAAGCCAAAUCUCAGACGUUAUAUAGAGCUCUUGGGCGAAGAUAUGCUUUCGUCACUAAACUGUACGCACUGGAUGAAUGUUUUGGCGGUUUUGGGCCGGUAUGGCUAUCACGGACAUUUUGUACAGCUGGAAGUUCGGUGGUACAACGCAAGUCAACACAUGAUAUUCCUGCUUCCUCACAACCAUCACGAAAGCCUGAGUCUCACUACUGAAAUUUACAAUGCCUUAAGUCAAGAUGGAUCCUAUUGGCCACCUCUUCAUCAGAUUCAGGAGCAGUUCAGAAAUCUUGAAAAGAAUUUGGUUAGGUUGGCAAAGUCCCCCACAGCGGACGAUACUUUCCGGAAUUAUAGACUAGAUCAAAUUCGCACGGAAGUGACAGGACUGAAGUGGGACGAGGUAUUAAGAAAGCAGCUCGGGAGAUCGAUACCAGCGGAUCACAUAUUCCAGGUUGAUGACUUGGAUGCCAUCAACAGAAUUGUGAAGUACCUCAAUAAUAGAGAUACGCUUCUGCUAAACCGAUAUAGCCUAGCGAGAUUUCUUAGCCAUCUUAUGGGGCUCCCGCACAACCCCCUGGCCACCUGGGAUGCUAAGCAGAGAUCUAGGGGUAGAGAUUGCAUACGCCAUAUGCGUCGUUCGCUUUAUCUUCCGAUGAAUUAUGUUUACGAAAGGAGUUUCUAUACCCAGAGGCGUAAUUCAGACGAAUUAGUUAUUCACAGUGUUUUUGAGCAAUUGCAGGAUCAGCUUGAACUGCGCGUCCAAUACAACGAGUUCAACCUGAGCCAAGAGCUGGUGAUGUCACUAAGGGAGAAGGUGCACAAAAUGCGUAUUAAUGUGGGCAACUUGCCCACAAAUGUUUCAGAGCAGUUCUACUGGGACAGCGACCGGCGGUGGACAGUUGGCCACAAUUUUUACGAAAAUCAUCUCAACAGUCUUUUGUACUAUUACACACUCGUCGCCGACCUGGAGGGUAGCACCAAUAUGGAGGAUAGGAAAAUCUGGUACAGCUUCAACAUGCACACGCCAGAGUUCCCCGACAACAUCGACGCCACGCCGUACUUCUAUUGCUUGGGAAACAUUAUUCUUGUGCCGUACUCAUAUUUGAAACGCCCAUUCUUCCACGCCGGCUUUUGGCCGGCACUUUUAUAUGGUGAUUUGGGCAACACCCUUGGCCACGAGAUGAUGCAUGCCUUCGACACGGAUCUAGUGGAUUACGACGGGCAGGGAAACUUAAGGAACUUCAGUGAGCAGCUCGGACAGGUGGAGCUGUAUAACAGAGCAGUUGGGUGCCUUAACAGUAGCGCAGUUAUGCUAAAUGAGCGCACAUCGGACGUCAGUGGAUCCCGGCUCGCAUUGCAGACCUAUGGGGGCAAUUGGUUGACCCACUCGGAUAAUGGUCGGCUCUAUUUCCUUCAGUUUGCGCACUUCUUCUGCGGAGACGAGGGUGAUAAGUAUCACGAUUCUGGUAAACAGAGGCUAAACUACUCCCUCAGCCAGGUUUCGCAGUUUGCCGAAGUUUUCGAGUGUCACAGUGGAACUGGCAUGACCUCCUCAAACCAGUGCCCCUUCUGGUAAAAAGUUGUAACUCAAAAUGUUAAUUAAUGUGUAGCUAAAUUAGAAACCCUAAGUACUGUGAAUAAAUUUCGAUGUUUGCCAAUUGCAA